This is a messenger RNA of Drepanopeziza brunnea f. sp. 'multigermtubi' MB_m1, 2610 nucleotides long. RefSeq lists its product as uncharacterized. Gene Ontology annotation, molecular function: protein binding. Lineage: Eukaryota; Fungi; Ascomycota; Leotiomycetes; Helotiales; Drepanopezizaceae. The record is from RefSeq and is a predicted model, not a curated record.
AUGUCGUCCUACGGCUAUGGCUAUGGCGAGCAAGGGCGAAACUCGUAUAGUGGCAGCAAUGCGCGGGGGGGUCAGCAGCAACAAGGUUACACGCACGCAGGACGGAACCAAUACUCGCAUCAGCCUCAGUACGACUACGAGCGACAGGCAAAUCAAGGACAACAUCCGCAGUAUAACAUGGCAGACGGGAAUCAUCUCCAGGAGCCUAUGAAGGCUACCUUCUAUCCUAACCAGAAUGAUGAUUUCUUCAUGCCCGAAGUGAUCUCUCCGACCCCUACGAGAAUAAUGCCGGAAGUGCCCUCGAAUAUGCAGGAAGGGCUGGCACAUUUGGAGCUUGAAUCGCGGGUGCCGGCCAUGAGCGCAUCCUCCUCUGUUUCUUCUGUGCAGUCUCCAUACGCAGAACAACGAGGGAGCAAUCGACAAUCUUCUCGAUCGACCGGGCCGGGGUUCACGGCGAGCUACGAACACACAAAUGCCUCAGCGUACCAGAAUAUAAACAGAGACAAUCGGAAUCUGUUGCCCAGCGAUUCUCCCAAGUUCAGUCCUUUUCCGAAGCUGCGAAAUCCGGGGCAGAAUGUUCCUCUGUCGGACGAGGAUAAGGAGGAAGUUCUGGAGCGGGCGAGGCCUUUGGUGCUGAAAUCGAUAGAUCCUGAGAUGCAGUUGGCAUGGGCUCAAGAUGCGCUGUCCUGGGUCGAGGUAGCAAGCCAGUGUGCAGCCCGGACGCAGCCAGAGGGGCAGAUUGGGCGACCCAUAACUCCAAAAAUUGAGCACCAGCUGAGGGAAGAUGCACUGAACAUCGUGCGGUUCCUAGCAGACCAGCACCACCCGAAAGCAGAGUUUAUAAAGAGCAUGUGGCUGGAAUUUGGAAAGUUCGGAUACAGGGUGGAUAAGAAAGAGGCAUUUAUUGGCUACAAAAACGCUGCUCAAAAGGGAUACGCGAGGGCCGAAUACCGGAUCGGAAUGCAAUACGAGACGGGCAACAAUCCCGCCAAGGCGAUCGAGCAUUAUCAGAAAGGUGUGGUAGCGAGAGAUUCAGCAUCGAAUUACCGACUGGGGAUGAUGACUUUGCUGGGUCAACACAAUAUGCCACAGGACUAUCAACGGGGAGUGGAUCUCAUUCGAUUUGCUGCAGAUACCGCAGAUGAGAACGCUCCACAAGGAGCCUAUGUUUACGGAAUGCUGCUUGCCCGAGAGUUGCCCAAUAUUUCAAUCCCAGAACAGUUUCUAGCAUUCGAUUUGAAUGAUGCGAAGAUGUUCAUUGAGAAGGCGGCAUAUCUUGGAUUUUCAAAGGCACAGCUGAAGAUGGCACAGGCGUACGAGCUUUGCCAGUUGGGUUGCGAAUUCGAGCCAGCGCUUUCCUUGCAUUACAACGCUCUGGCUGCUCGGCAGGGAGAGAGCGAAGCCGAUAUGGCCAUCAGCAAAUGGUUCUUGUGUGGAUAUGAAGGGAUCUUUGACAAGAACGAGGAGCUGGCGUUCACUUACGCCAAGCGGGCAGCCAUGACCAAAUUGGCUACUGCUGAAUUUGCCAUGGGAUACUUCUACGAGAUAGGAGUCUACGUGUCUGUGGAUCUAAGGGAAUCGGAAGCAUGGUAUAAAAAAGCCUCAGAUCACGGAAACACAGAUGCUUUGGGUAGGAUCGAUAGCAUUAGAAGGAACGGCGCUUUGACGAAGCAGGAUCACGAGAAAGUGGCGAUUUCGAGAAUCAAGUCCCAGUACGGCUCUCAGCGAGGCGGCAGACCUGAAAGGUUCAAGACGCAGCCACCCCCUCUGCCUGCGAUGAACGAAGAACGUAUGAAUGAGCCGCAAUCUAGAACUUCAUACGGGGGGCCACCAUUGCGUGCUGUCAAUAAUGCGCCUCCACAAAGACCUGUAUCAACAGCUCCGUAUCCCGACGACGACAUGCCACAUGUGGCUGGAUACCGCCCAAAUCCAGGACUGCGAGCAAAUUCCGUUGGAGGACCUGUCGCUGACAGACCGUCUUCCGCAUUCGGUAUUCGGCCUCAUACCCACCUAGCUACCGACAACUAUGGCCAAGGCCUCAGACCAGGAACUGAGCCAAUGCGGCCUGCCACAAGUAUGGGUAACAUGCCUCAACAUCCUAUCCAGCCAUCUGGUAGAGGCGGACCGCCACCACCUGGAGGCAACCGGGUCCCAGGAUAUGCGAGCCAGCCACACAUUAUUCCUCAGGCUGAAAUGGGCCGCCCUAUUCAACGACGAGACCCGAUGCAGAACCAGUUCCAAAGACCAGAGCGCCUCAGCUCCAUACAGCCUCCUCAGGGUCCGCCUGUGAUGUCUGGUGGCAUGAUGAGUCCUCAAUCCUUGAUGAGUCCCCAAUCCAUGACGAGUCCCCAAUCCAUGAUGAGCCCACAACAGCAACGCCCUGAUUCCCAGAAUGCUGGACGGCCAGCCCAACGUCCUACCCCACAACAGGCGAUGCCUUCGCAGCAAGGACCUUCCAGACCGUCAUCAGCUUCACCUUCCGUAGCGCCCUCGGGGAGUGCACAGGGAUCGGGUACUGCUACACCGGGGGCGAAGAAAACCGGACCUGCUACUUUCGAAGCCAUGGGAAUCCCAGUGCAGAAGGAAGAGCGCGAAUGUAUUAUGAUGUGA